AUGCACCUGAUUCAUGAAAGAUGCCGAGAGUUCGUCUUGGGCCAGGGAACCACCAAUGAACACUUGCCUGGCACCAGAAAACGGUGGGAUCUGGAAAGCUCGCCAGUUGUACUGCAAGUGCAGUGUAAUACAACGACACCCCCCAACCAUCCCGGACACACCGUUGCCUACCAAGACGAUGUCGAGACUAGCCUUGAUGAAGGAUGCUCUGAAGAAUCUCAGUCGCUGAUAAGACCUGACAAGACUAUACUCCAAUUCCCCAUUCCGCAAUGGGCCCACUACCUACAUGCGAAAGCAAAGGAUACAAUGGCAACACGAGAGAACAGGAGACACGUCCUUGGCAUCCUGGCAAAUCUUUCGAAUAUCACUUUCUGGUAUUUCGAUCGUGGUGGCGGCUUCUAUUCAGCGCCUAUUGACAUCACCAGCCAGCCACAUGAAAUCAUUUCUACCCUUGUUCAGCUUGCUUUGAGCACUGCAUUUUCCCUUGGCCUUGAGCCAAUCAUGCAGUCUUCCGACCCCUGGGACUCCCUAGACACCAUGGAGACGACAACAAUCACAGUCAAAAACAUUCCCUUUCUAAUACACGAUACCCUGCAUGUCUCGCAUGACAUUGAGGGUCGUGGAUUGGUCCUGUUUUCGGCCAGGAAAGAGGCCGACUGUGAGCCAGGGACCAUUCCGAACGACGUAGUUAUCAAAUUGUCGUGGGAGGAUCCAUCAUCGCCCACAUCCGACUCCCUCUACUGUCGUGCGGAGCAACAUGGCGUGCGAGGGGUAUUGUAUUGCUCCUCAGCCCUGGGACGCUUUCAGAAGGUCCCAGAAAACAACUUGGGCUAAAAUCCGGAAUACACUAUCGGGAUCGGGAGUUGCGCAUGCAAAU
Molecule: messenger RNA, 877 nt
Organism: Cantharellus anzutake
Lineage: Eukaryota; Fungi; Basidiomycota; Agaricomycetes; Cantharellales; Hydnaceae
Exons: 1
Coding region: 1-834 (277 amino acids)
Source: RefSeq, a predicted model, not a curated record